AGCCUUCAGAAAUUCCUGGUCGUAGACUUUCACGGAAAAUGUUUUGAGAAAAUUUGAUCAAUGGCAAAAGGAGGCAAAGAAUACUGUAAAAUGGAAAUGAUCGUGGAACGAGAGAUAUACCCUGCUUGGGCGAGGGAUAUUGAGGAAUGCGAGAAGAACUACACGGUGAAUCGGAAAUCGGGGUUGACAGCGGCGGACGUUGAGGAGCGGCGCAAGAAAUACGGAUACAACGAGUUGGACGAGCACGAGGCGCCGUCGAUUUGGAGAUUGAUUUUGGAGCAGUUCAACGACACGCUAGUUCGGAUCUUGCUGGCCGCGGCGGUUGUUUCUUUUGUUCUGGCUUGGUGCGAUGGCCAUGCGGAAGGAGAAAAGGAGAUUACAGCGUUUGUGGAGCCUCUGGUGAUUUUCUUGAUCCUGAUUGUGAACGCGAUUGUUGGCGUUUGGCAGGAGAAUAAUGCUGAGAAGGCGCUGGAGGCGCUGAAGGAGAUUCAGUCUGAGCACGCGACGGUGAUACGCGAUGGAGUCAAAAUUCCUCACGUAUCGGCGAGGGAGCUUGUUCCCGGUGAUAUCGUGGAGCUUAAAGUCGGCGAUAAAGUCGCAGCCGACAUGCGUGUUCUGGAGCUGAUUAGCUCUACUGUGAGAGUCGAGCAAGGCUCGCUCACUGGAGAGAGCGAGGCGGUUUGUAAAACAACCAAGGCUGUUAACAAAGACGCCGAUAUUCAAGGGAAGAGAUGUAUGGUCUUUGGAGGUACUACCGUGGUGAAUGGAUAUUGUAUCUGUUUGGUGACACAAACAGGAAUGGACACAGAAAUUGGGAAAGUACACUCCCAGAUUCAGGCGGCAUCUCAGUGCGAAGAUGAUACGCCCUUGAAGAAGAAAUUGAAUGACUUUGGAGAGGCCCUUACAAUUAUAAUUGGAGUGGUCUGUGUGUUGGUGUGGAUAAUCAAUGUGAAGUACUUUUUCAGUUGGGAGUAUGAGAAGGGCUGGCCGAAAAAUUUCAAGUUCUCAUUCGAGAAAUGCACUUACUAUUUCGAGAUAGCUGUGGCUUUGGCUGUUGCAGCAAUUCCUGAGGGAUUGCCUGCUGUUAUCACUACAUGCCUGGCACUUGGUAUAGGCAAAAUGGCUCAAAAGAAUGCACUUGUGAGGAAGCUCCCAAGCGUUGAGACAUUGGGGUGUACUACUGUGAUUUGUUCUGACAAAACCGGGACCUUGACCACCAAUCAGAUGGCUGUGGCGAGGCUUGUGGCUAUGGAGACUACUUCUGAUAGGCUGCGGAGCUUUAAGGUUGAUGGAACUACUUACAAUCCCUCUGAUGGGGAAAUACAUGACUGGCCAAGUGAUGGGAUGGACGCAAAUCUUCAAACCAUUGCAAAGAUUUCUGCUAUAUGCAAUGAUGCCGGAGUUGUGCAAUCAGAGCAUAAGUUUGUAUCUCAUGGAAUGCCUACUGAGGCUGCUCUAAAGGUUCUAGUUGAGAAAAUGGGUGUCCCAAAUGGAUGUCAUACUGGUGGAUUAAGUGGCACUGACAUUCUACGCUGUUCUCGGUGGUGGAAUGAAUAUGAACCAAGGAUUGCAACUCUUGAAUUUGAUCGUGAUAGGAAAUCCAUGGGGGUAAUUGUCACUUCCCGUUCAGGGAAAAAAUCUUUGUUAGUGAAGGGAGCUGUAGAAAAUUUAUUGGAGAGAAGCUCCAAUAUGCAGUUGCUUGAUGGUUCUGUUGUACCUCUGGAUCAUGAUUCUAGGAACCUUAUCUUAGGUUCUCUUCAUGAAAUGUCAAGUGCUGCUUUGCGAUGCUUGGGUUUUGCAUACAAAGAUGAGCUCCCAGAGUUUGAGACCUAUGAUGGUAGUGAAGAUCAUCCAUCCCAUGAGUUUUUACUUAACCCUUCCAACUAUUCUUGGAUUGAGAGCAAUCUCACUUUUGCUGGCUUGGUUGGUUUGAAGGAUCCUCCUCGUGGAGAGGUUUUCCAAGCAAUUGAGGACUGUAGAGCAGCUGGAAUUCGUGUAAUGGUUAUCACUGGAGAUAACAAGAGUACAGCAGAAGCCAUAUGCCGUGAAAUAGGUGUUUUUGGACCAGAAGAAGACAUAAGCUCAAAAAGCCUAACCGGGAAAAAAUUUAUGGAAAUGGGGGUGCGUGGCCAGAAAGCCCAUCUGAGACAGAGUAGUGGCCUUCUCUUUUCCAGAGCUGAACCAGGGCACAAACAAGAGAUUGUCAGAUUGCUAAAAGAAGAUGGAGAGGUGGUUGCCAUGACAGGUGAUGGUGUAAAUGAUGCACCUGCCUUGAAACUGGCUGAUAUAGGAAUUGCCAUGGGCGUUGCUGGAACGGAGGUUGCAAAAGAAGCUUCUGAUAUGGUACUGGCAGAUGAUAAUUUCAAUACCAUUGUUGCUGCUGUUGGUGAAGGCAGAUCUAUUUACAAUAACAUGAAAGCAUUCAUCAGGUACAUGAUCUCUUCAAAUAUUGGCGAGGUAGUCUCCAUCUUUCUAACUGCAGCUUUAGGAAUUCCUGAAGGUCUGAUACCUGUCCAGCUUCUAUGGGUAAAUCUCGUCACUGAUGGACCGCCUGCAACAGCUUUAGGAUUCAAUCCUCCAGAUGAGGAUAUAAUGAAGAAACCCCCUCGCAGAAGUGAAGAUCCACUAAUCACUGCUUGGAUUCUGUUCCGCUAUCUGGUCAUUGGACUAUAUGUCGGGAUAGCAACUGUUGGUAUAUUCAUUAUUUGGUACACAUGUGGUUCCUUCUUAGGCAUAGACCUCAGCAGCGAUGGUCACACCCUUGUCACCUACUCGCAACUUGCGAACUGGGGGCAAUGCUCAACCUGGGAAAAUUUUACUGUUUCCCCUUUCAAAGCCGGGACUCAGGUUUUCACUUUUGACAAUAACCCCUGUGAUUAUUUCCAAGGCGGCAAAGUAAAAGCAAAGACUUUAUCCCUCUCUGUGUUGGUUGCAAUCGAAAUGUUCAACUCUCUCAAUGCCCUUUCCGAGGAUGCCAGCCUCUUCAAAAUGCCUCCAUGGCUCAACCCCUGGCUCCUGGUAGCCAUGUCUGUUUCAUUUGGUCUGCACUGUCUGAUCCUCUACGUGCCUUUCCUAGCGCAUGUAUUUGGCAUUGUGGCCUUGAGCUUCAAAGAGUGGCUCUUGGUCUUGGUUGUUUCCUUCCCCGUGAUUUUGAUCGAUGAAAUCCUCAAGUUCAUAGGUAGGUACAUGAGCGGGGUUCAAACAUCUAUCAAAAGAAGAUUUUCUUCGAAGCCCAAAUCAGAGUGAGAGGAGAAUACGGCCUUUUGUUAUAUUCUAUCAAGAAACUAUGUUCCCCAAUGGGCCCAAUCUCACUGCAACGGGGGACAAUAUGGGCGAUGAAGAACUUACCGUACUGUACCUUUUUCACCAUCUCCCUCGUCAAUGUCUAGGUUUUUAUUUUUAAAAAAAAAAAUCACCCUUUUACGUUUUUGUUGUAUAAAUACAAAAUAUUAUAAAGAAGUAUUAUUAUGCAAAUAUAUGGCCGUUAACUGG
Rubroshorea leprosula is the source of this 3492-nucleotide messenger RNA. NCBI's taxonomy places the organism in Eukaryota, Viridiplantae, Streptophyta, Magnoliopsida, Malvales, Dipterocarpaceae. The record is from the annotation of a GenBank genome assembly.